AUGACCACAAAAAGGGGACCAUUCCGGCUCGUCACCGUCAACACGGCUCCCGAACGAGCGAAGCGCCUUAUUGGACGCUUGAUCGAAACAUUGAAGGAUGACUACGAUAUCACUUACGUUGACAACUGUGAGAGCAUUGACCAGGUCAUACCCAAGGUCACUCAGCACAAACCCAACGUCCUGUUCUCUGCGUCGAUGUGGACUGCGGAAGAGGCCCAACAGAUCCAUUCACUAGCAAAGUCCAUAGUGCCAGAUAUCAAGUUACAUGCGAUCCCUACUGGUUUACAGGUUGAGAAAGGGCCCGAUGCCAUUGUCAACUAUCUGGUUGAAAAGGUUCCCCCGUUGUUGGAUUCUUGA
Fusarium vanettenii 77-13-4 is the source of this 357-nucleotide messenger RNA. RefSeq lists its product as uncharacterized. Lineage: Eukaryota; Fungi; Ascomycota; Sordariomycetes; Hypocreales; Nectriaceae. Bases 1 to 357 code for a protein of 118 amino acids. The transcript has 3 exons. The record is from RefSeq and is a predicted model, not a curated record.